Messenger RNA from Lonchura striata (white-rumped munia), 1853 nucleotides. The record is from RefSeq and is a predicted model, not a curated record. Lineage: Eukaryota; Metazoa; Chordata; Aves; Passeriformes; Estrildidae.
GGAGAGGGAAGGGAGGAAGGGAAAGGAAGGAGGGGAGGAAGGGAAAGGAAGGAGGGGAGGAAGGAGGAGCUGAGGCGGCCGCGCACGGACCGGCGGGACCCGCCACAGGAGAUCCUGCGCGGCUCCCGCCGGGGCCGCCAGCCAUGCGCACGGCGGGAUGAAGCUGCAGGCGGUGGUGGAGCAGCUGCAGAAGCAGCAGCAGCAGCAGCAGCAGCAGCAGCAGCAGCAGCCGGCGGUGCCCAUGGAUUGCCGGGAGCGCCGCCGGGAGCCGCAGGUGCCGUUCCCGACGCCGCCGCCCUUCCCCGGGCAGCCCCGCUGCGCCGGGCGCGCCCCGGGCAUGGCACCCGCUGCGCCCCCGGGCAUGGCACCCGCCGUCCCCGCGGGCAGAGCCCCCGCCGCGGCCAGCCGGCCCUUGGAGCAGAGCAGCGGGAACUCUGAGGAGGAGGAGGAGGAGGAGGAGGAGGAGGAUGAAGAGGAGGAUGAAGAAGACGGCGCUGAGCUGGAGGUGCCCGGCCAGGAGAGCUGCUCUGCCCUGGCGAAUUUCCGCGCUCCCAAAGGUGGCCACGGCAAGCAGAGAGCAGGGCCUGGCUCCAGCCCCGUGCCAGCCCCGUGCCAGCCGCGGGGAGCCCAGCAGGGCAAGGAGGAGCAGGGCAAAGACUCGGCCAAGCAGCCCGGAGCCUCGGCGGGGCGCCCCGGCUGGCGCCUGGAUGAGCAGCUCAAACAGAACGGCGGCGGGAGCUGGAGCGACGAAGGCGACGGCUGCCGGGGAAGGGAAAUCUCCCGAGACUUUGCCAAGCUCUACGAACUGGACAGCGACCCCGAGCGCAAGGAGUUCCUGGAUGACCUCUUCAUCUUCAUGCAGAAGAGGGGAACUCCCAUCAACAGGAUCCCCAUCAUGGCCAAGCAGAUCCUGGACCUCUACAUGCUCUACAAGCUGGUGACCGAGAAGGGCGGGCUGGUGGAGAUCAUCAACAAGAAGAUCUGGAGGGAGAUCACCAAAGGCCUUAACCUGCCCACCUCCAUCACCAGCGCCGCCUUCACCCUGCGCACGCAGUACAUGAAGUACCUCUACGCCUACGAGUGCGAGAAGAAGUCCCUGAGCUCCCCGGCCGAGCUGCAGGCCGCCAUCGACGGCAACCGGCGCGAGGGCCGGCGGCCCAGCUACAGCUCCUCCCUCUUCAGCUACUCGCCCUCCACACCGGCGCCCCCGUCCCUGCUGUCCCCCCCCAAAAUCCGCUUCCCCAUCAUCGCCGCCGGCAGCCCCCGCGCCUCGCCCGCCCUCAGGAAAGGUGACGGCGCCGUGCCCCUCGGCGUGGCCGUGCCCGGCCGCCUGGCCGUGCCCGUGGCGCUGGGCGGGCAGCAGGCCAGGGCGGCCACGCUGGAGCAGCUGAGGGAGAGGCUGGAGGCAGGAGAGCCGCCCGAGAAGAAGGCGCCGCGCGUGUCGGAGGAGGAGCAGCGGCUGGUGCAGCAGGCGCUGCAGCGCAACCUGUUCAGCGUGGCCCGGCAGAUCCCCAUGAAGAUCAAAAUCAACGGCAAAGGUGAGAGCCAGAGCAGCCAUGCCGAGCUGGGAUGGGACCCUGGGGCUGGCAGAGCCUGCGCUGUGCCCAGCCUCACCCUCGGCAUGCCCACAGGGGUGCUGUUUGCCCAGAAGCCCGUGGUGCAGCUCCUGGCCGGCUCGGGCACGCAGAGCUCGUGCAGCAGCAGCAGCAGCAGCAGCAGCAGCAGCAGCAGCUCCCACUGCUCCCCCAGCCCUACCUCGUCGCGGGGCACGCCCGGCGCAGAGCCCUCCACCAGCUGGUCCCUCUGACGGCCCUGCCCGGCCUGCACGCUUACCUCACCUCACAGAACCUGCU